GGUUGGAUUUUUAGCGUUUCGUAUUAUCAGCAAUUUUUCGACGUCGAUACAGAGGAGGUGACGAAGCGCGUGUCGAGCGUGUUCACGUCGCCACAUAAAGGAACGUUUUUGGACGAUGUGGCGGGAAAUCCUGAUCUGUACGUGCCGAUUUGGGGGAGCGCGACGUUGGUGUUCUUCACCGCGCUUGGAAGCGCGUGGGGCAAGUUUAACAUGCGUAAGAGCGAGGGCUGGUCGUUCGACGCGAAGUCGGUGAGUUUGAGCGCGGCGUUGAUUUAUGGGUACGUCUUCUUGUUCUCGCUCAUCGUGCACAUGACGUUAACGUGCUACGCGCGCGUCGACAACUUGCGCGUCACCGACGUGUGGUGUCUGUACGGGUACAGCAUUCUCGCCUUCAUACCGGUGUGCAUCUUAGCCACCGUUCCCGUUGAGUUGUUCCGGUGGUUAUUCACCGGCGCGUGCGCCGCGUUGAGCACGUUGUUCCUCAUGUCCAACGUUCGCAAGCGCGUGUUAUCGUCGAGCAAAGGCACGACGUUUGCCGUGAGUUUCGUGAGUUUCAUCGGCGCCGCGCACUUCGCCUUUGCGUUGAUUCUCAAACUCUUCUUCUUC
Messenger RNA from Ostreococcus lucimarinus CCE9901, 606 nucleotides. RefSeq lists its product with no specific name. The annotation marks the transcript as partial. Lineage: Eukaryota; Viridiplantae; Chlorophyta; Mamiellophyceae; Mamiellales; Bathycoccaceae. The record is from RefSeq and is a predicted model, not a curated record. The transcript has a single exon. Gene Ontology annotation, biological process: vesicle-mediated transport. Gene Ontology annotation, cellular component: Golgi apparatus; membrane. Gene Ontology annotation, molecular function: small GTPase binding.